Symbiodinium natans is the source of this 1590-nucleotide messenger RNA. The record is from the annotation of a GenBank genome assembly. NCBI's taxonomy places the organism in Eukaryota, Dinophyceae, Suessiales, Symbiodiniaceae.
AUGUUCACAGCCUUUCUUGCGAUCGAGGAUGUUUCUUACGGUUCUCGUGUUGCCUCUCGUGCUCAAACAAAGGGUUUGCAGCGUGGAUUCCAUCCAGAGCUGACUCCAGUGGUCGCCUGUUGUAGGUUUUGCGCAAUGUUUGGCGUUGGACAGAACCUGUUCUACCAAGGGCAGUGCAAUCCGAGUGCCAACUGGGGCAUGCAGGGAAACUGGUUUUUCCCCCUCCAUAGCAACGUGUAUGACGGGCAACACGUCCAAGGAGGCGCGGAGACGGCGACAGUGCCUAUGCAAAUGAGCAGUCCUUCGAUGCAGCCUUUGCAUCACACAGGCUUCCAACCCGCACACAUGACACCUAUGCCGAACCCCCCCGGUGUCCCUGAUGCUUCGCAAGCUUCGACAACAGUGCCUUUGCAAAUGAGCAACCCAUCCUUUCAACCAAUGCAUCAUACAGGCUGCCAACCCACGCAACCGCCUAUGCCAAGCCACUCUGGUUUCCCUGAUGCUUCGCAAACUCCAUCCCAGCCACACGCGUCAAGGGUCCAGCAAGCUGUUGAUAUGCUGUUGCUGCUUUCAGAAGCUGAAAGGACUGAGGUGUUGAAAGCUAUGCCUUGCGCAACAGAAAAGGCUGGCGAUUUUGACAGCACUGUGCGGUGUUUGAUUAACUCCGUUGUCAGCCUUGACCAUCUUGAUGAGAAUGAUCUCAGAGUUGUCGCCGAUUCGCUGAUUGACUCGCUUGGUCGAGUGUGUCAGGGCGUAGACUUGCACCCAUUUAUCACACAGUCCAUGCAUCAUGGCAUCGAGGAGGGUCGAGCUGAUCCAACAAAGAUAGCCGAUGCUGUGUUGUUGCAUAACACUUUGAAUGCACUCCUUUGGAAAGCGCCAAGCCACCUCAACCCCGAUGACAUCCAACGCAUGGAUCGGGGCAGUCCUGAUAAAAUUGCGAAAUGCCUGGCGAUCAACAAGCUCAUGAUUCAGAGGAUUGUGGAGUUGCAGCCGACUGAAUCGCGCAAGUUUUGGAUUCGUGAAGGUGCCAAGCCCAUAGCCACCAGCAGUAAUGAAAGGGACUUCUUCUUCGGAGUAGUUCCUAAAUUAAACCUGCAAGUGGCCAAGCCGGUUGUGCAAGAGUGCGUUGCUUGGAUUGCUACCAACGUUCCUCAGCAGUACAAGAAGGGACAACAUGAGGCUCCUGAAAAACGUAAAGCUCCAACGGUCUCGGAGCAUGCAUCCAGUGAGCCUGCGUCCAAACUGCCCAAGCGUGUUGACUUUGACUUUGGUGCCUACACUCUUGACAAGUUUGAGCAUGAUGCGUCUGCUUUGCCGCGUUCAUUGCCUGGGACCACGCUUCUGUCAGUCAAAGAAGCCAGCAAAGAGCAACCCAUUGAUAGCAGCUCACCGCUGCACGCCGUUGCUGUCAAAUUUGACACUGCCUUGGAAAAGUUGGGUGUUGAGGGUCAAAUCCGUGAGUCCGUCUAUGGUACUUUCAAGCUGGCCACACAAAAUAUUGGCUUGAAGUGUGACAAGCGCCAAGUGCAUGAGCUUCGCAGAUGGGUGGCACGUGCCCUUGCCAUGAAGCACGACGCCGAUGAGUGA